AUGCCAAAUGGAAGAGAGAAGGCGGGCGGCAGGGAAGCGGUCAAAGUCAAAGAGCAGCCAUAUGAGGAAGAAGAGGAGAGCACUGACGGUGUCCUUGGCUUUGGUAUCAACGUUGUGCUUCAACAGCAUCUGCACCACCUUUGCAUGACCGUUAAGGCAGGCGCCAUGCAGCGGUGUAGUGCCAUCAUCCUGUUUGUGAAUAGCGACCAGGUGCAGCAACAUGAGCCCUCAAAGGUGGUGACAUGUGGGGAAAAAAAAGGCGGGCUUUCAAAGCGUAGUAGCCCAUACGCCCACCGCCAUCAGAACAAACGGCAAAGGACUGAAGCAUCGUCGAAACGUGUAGACACGGCGCUGCUCGUUGCACAGUACCUACGACUGGCUUACGCCUGUGUGUAUGGGGAGAACCUUGUGCCACCUGCUGCGUUGAGUGUGGCUUUUGUCACCGUGCGCACUGUGGGUUCGCGACAAUCGCCACGGCACGCCGCUGUAGGAGAAGGCGCGCUCAAUUGGAUUGAUGGCUACUUCAAGCACACAAGUCCGCCCAUACUUGUGUCUCGAGCUGAUCAAAUGGCCGCUGCACCCGGACCCCUUGCCAUGCCACGCAUUGCCAUCGUGGGCGCCGGUCUCAGCGGUGUCGCGGCGGGUGCCAUUAUCAUCCGGCGCCUCCCAGCGGCUCAGCUCACCAUUUUUGAGCGUGCCGAAGCCAACCGGGAUGAAGGCUACGGCCUUGAUCUGAAUGCCGAGGGCCAGGCGACCCUGCGCGCUGCGGGCAUGUUUCACCGCUAUGGCGAGGUUUCUCGGCCCAACAGCAACGUCACCAAGGUGUUCAGUGCCAGUGCCGAUGCGCCCAUGAGCGUGCGGUGGAAGCCGGCCCUCCUCAAGUGGCUCUUCCCGCGCUCGAUGCCUGACGAGCCCGAGUCAUCGCGCGCCGGCUUGCGUGAGCUCUUCCUCGAUGCCAUGCGUGAGUGUCCUGAACGCGUCGACAUUCGCUACAGCCAAGACGUGCAGGACCUGCGUCCCGUCGAGGGUGGUCAGGCCAGCGAACUGCUCGACGGCCAAGGCCAGCCGCUCGGCGUAUUUGACCUCGUCAUUGACGCGAGCGGAGUGCACAGCAAGCUCCGGCGCCAUCGGGUUGUGGAUGAGGAGGGCCUUCGUUGGGGCGGCCAAAUGUUGAUACAUGGUCUAUUGAAAGAUCCCGAGAGUUCUCUGCCGCCCCAAUUUGUCUCGCGCCUCGGCGAAGGGAGUUUCUUUGUCAUGGCGCAUGGAUUUUUCAUGGCCUUCCAACGCUUCAAGGCCGAGCUGCAGGACCACAGCACCGCUCUCAUCUACAUGUUCCACCGCACCCCCAAAGAGGACGAUCCCUGGGGCGCCUCCGUCUUUGAGGAAGUUGGCAUCAAGCAGGCCCGGACUCGCAGUGCCGGAACGCAUCACAAGGGCUCAGCCGAGCACGACUCCCUGCGAAAAUUUUUGCACCAGGAUAUGAAUAGGGAGAUCCUUCCUCGCCUGAUCUUGCCAACACCCGAAGGCCUGUAUGAGGCUCUUGUUCAGAAUCAACCGCAAAAGUCAGACUUUGUGGUCCAAAAGGUCCUCGGCACUGGCCAGUUUGGUAAAGUCGAUCUGGUCAAGGAUACCAAAAACAACCAGCUCUUUGCCAUGAAGACGUUGCUCAAAUCAGCAAGCGCCAACGAUCAAGCCCAAGUCUUUGAAGAACGCGACGUUAUGGUUGCUGCAAACGGCAUGGGCAAGUCCCAGUGGAUUACACACCUCCACUAUACCUUCCACGACAACGCCGCCUUGUACCUGGUGCUAGAUUUCCACCCGGGGGGUGAUCUCUUCGCCCUGAUGGAUCGAGUCAAGGCCCUCUUUGGGACCGACCCGGACACGUCCGGGUGGCCCUGCUUUCCGGAGGAAGUGGCGCGCUUCUACGUGGCUGAAUUGCUCCUCGCGCUCGAGGAGUUGCACGGUCUUGGAUUUCUUCACCGCGACAUCAAGGCCGAGAACCUCAUGGUGGGCGCAGAUGGUCAUCUGCGUCUUGUUGAUUUUGGUAGUGCCAUUCGCACGGACAGCAACGGCAUGGCCUACUCUCGCCCAGUGGGCACCCCCGCCUACCUGCCCCCCGAGCUGGUGGGUGCCUUCAACGGACAACAAGACAUUGCAUACACCCCCCAGUCUGCAGCCGUUGACGUCUGGGCAUGUGGCAUUACUGUCUUUGAGCUGGUCAACGGCGAUGUACCCUUUGGUGUCGACGCCUUUGAGGUGUAUCCGGUUCUGGAAGAACUAUCCAAAGACCCCGAUGGUGUGCAUUCUCGCUUAGACUUUCCCGAACCUACCUCGCAGUCAUUUAAGGACUUUGUCUUUGCGCUCGUUGCAGCCAAAGACCAGCGGCCGUCCGUGCGUGCUGCCAUGAACCACCCAUUCCUAUGCGACUUGCAACUGACUGAACCCAGCGUAUUGCAGCGACUUAAGCCGCCGUUCGUGCCUCAGCUGAAGACGGCCGAUGACACCUCUCACUUUGACGAGGUGGAGCCUGCUAGCUUGCGCCAAUUUGCCGCACAAAAUCAGCCCUUUGUGCAAGUCAACUCGGACUUUGAUCCCAGUGCCCUCAGCUUUGUCGGUUUCACCUACAGCCAUGAACCCGACUUGGUGAACAAUUCGACCAACAAAACAAGGGAACCCAGAACAGCGCUCAAGAGCCAAACAGCGGUGCGGGAGGGAUCUGAAGCCCCAGAGCGCUCACGGGAAGUGGCCGAGCUGCGUGAAAGGCUUGCCAGCGCGCGUGCUGAGCUACAACAGCACCAAGGUGCUCUUGUUGACCGUGAUCACAAAGUCAAGACCUUGCAAGAGGAACUGGAGCGCUUCAAAGACCAGGUGGCAAAUCUUGAGUCGGACCGAGCACAGCAACAAAGCCAACUCGACAAGUUGCAAGCUGCGACGUCCGACCAACACCGUGAUAAGCUGCGCCGCAAUAGCAGCAUGACGACGAACAUAAAUGCCCUGCAAGAUCAACUGGCCAGCUUGAACGAGGAAAAUUGCGAGUUGCGUGCUCGCCUUGAAAGCGCCGAGGCCCUGGCCGACGAACGACAGCGAUUGGUGCGCGAAGCGCAGCGCUCGCGCCAAGACGAGACGGCUAAGCGUGAGGGCCUUGGCCUGGAACUUGACAAGUGUCAAAAUCAAUUGACGCGAGCCGAGCGCCGCAUUGAAAGUCUGGAGCAACAGGCCCUGGACGCGGCUGAGAAGAAAAUUCAACGCCUUCAGGAGGAGCUGCAGGCCAAGAGCUCGGCCCCGGGAUCAGGACCGGCGUCUACCCGCACACGCCAAGGCCUGCGGCGCUCACGAUCCAUCUUUGCUGAGGGGACAGAAGAAGGACCGCAGGCUCAGCGUGAGAUUCGUCUCCUACAAAGCAAGCUCGAGCGUGCCGAGCAUGAUCUGCAAACUAUGCGUGAGCAAUACGACCGAGUAAUCGAUGGAGGUGAAAAUAGCGUCAUGGCUUCACGUGCUGCCACUAGACGUCCUUCGGCCAUGUCCACGGCUGGACUUGACCCGGUGCCGGAGCACGCUCCUCGGACUCAACAGUCGGCCGCUUCGCCUUACCACAACCAAGAGGCAUUUUGGGAGACGGACGCCAUCAUGACCCCUUCGCCCCGGCGCAUGCGCAACACUCGCUUUAGCAGCGAUGGAAGCCCCAUGCGCUUGCUGCCUGAGGCACCAGCACAUCAGCCCCACGGCAAGCGAGCACCGCCACCUCUUCCGACCCGCAAGCCCAACUUGCCCGUGCAGGCCGUCGUCGAUGGCUGUGAGCAUGCUCCGCACGGCCGUUUCGAGGCAGCUGUGCUCAUGCGCGAGCCUCAUGUCGUCUUACAGGAACGAGGCGCAGAACCGCACACGCCCCCCGUUGUUACCAUCAACUUGAGUGACAUUAGCCAUGUCGUCCAGUUGUGGGAGCAGUUGCCCAAGCCAUUGGUACAGUUGGCAAACUUGACACCCAGCGAGCAGGAUCGGGCGCUUGCUCUGACCGUGCAGGUGGCGGGCCACAUGGAGCUUCGCGUGGUGCUCGUGGCCUCGUCACUCGGCAUCAAGGCUAGCAUCACCAAGCAGAUUCGUGCUAUCCACCGCAACUUCCCCAGCCCCAGUGGAUGGCAGGUGCGCCCCCGCUUCCAGCUACCCGAUGUGCAGAUUACGGGCCUGGCGCAGUUGCCCUGGACAGAUUCGGAAUGGCUUGUGGGAACGAGUGACGGUCUGCUCUUUGCAGACAUUGUCCAGCAAGAUGACUCCCAGAGUGGCACUGCCGGGAGCACACAAGCCGUGGCAUUUACGACGUUUACGCACGCAGUACACAGUCUGCAGGUCUUCCAGCAUCGGCGGCAACGCUAUGCCGUCUUGUGCUAUGGCGAGUCGCGUGCACUGGCUUUUGUCAACAUGUCACAACUUGAGCGGUCCAAGCGCACGGGUCCUGUGCCGUUCCAGCCUCGGCGCCACGUUAGCACCCGACGACGCUCUGAACCCAUUAUUGAAGCUGGUUUUGACAUGAGCAAGCUGGCUGAGGUUGAGCCGGCCGAUGUCACUGGCUUUGCUGUCGGCUCGGUCGAGGGUGCCGUGUACAUGGUCGUGGCCACCACAGAGGCCCACCACUUUUACAGUAGCUCGAGCGUGGACUCUCUGGACCUGCAGCUGCGGCGCCAGGCCAACGGGCGCAUAUUUGCGCACACAGGGCCGAGCUUGCGCUGGAUGCCCCGUGUCCAGCGCUUCGCCUGGAUGGCCCAUGACGUUUGGUACUGCCUUGAUCCCGUCAAGUUGCAGGUUAUGUCCGUUCUGGACGAGGAGAACGGCGCGCUGGCCGAACACGUGGCGCGCCAAACGACGGGUGACGUACGAGCGGUCGACAUUGUGGACCUGGCCCCCACCCGUACGCUGCUAGUCUACGAGGACUACGGCCUGUUGGUUACAGAGAAUGGCCGCCCGGUGGCAGGCGACACCCUCAAGCUUGACUGGACCGCAGCCGGUGUGCAGCAAGUCAUUUGGGCUGGCCAUACUUUUGUGCUGGUUACGGCCACCAAGGAGUUGGCUGUCCUUACACCCGACUCGUAUCGCCUCUCCAUGCUGCCCGUGCGACGGGUCGAGCGCGUCUUUCGCUACGAUCAGGACGUGAUUAUGCUACAUCGCGACGAUCAAGGUCAUAUGCAGCUCAGUUUGAUGACCCGUCCACUUCUUUCCAUGGUGACACGUGCGCGCCGCUCUGCACGUUCUCUGCGCUCCGCCCUGGCCCACCAUGAAUCCGAGUUGGACACGGUCAAUGAGCUUUCACACCAACUGCGAAACUUGGAAGACACCCUCAAGGAGAUGAGUUAG
Monosiga brevicollis MX1 is the source of this 5346-nucleotide messenger RNA. RefSeq lists its product as uncharacterized. Bases 1 to 5346 code for a protein of 1781 amino acids. The record is from RefSeq and is a predicted model, not a curated record. Gene Ontology annotation, molecular function: ATP binding; protein serine/threonine kinase activity. The transcript is spliced from 14 exons. Gene Ontology annotation, biological process: peptidyl-threonine phosphorylation; actomyosin structure organization. Gene Ontology annotation, cellular component: cytoplasm; cytoskeleton. Lineage: Eukaryota; Choanoflagellata; Craspedida; Salpingoecidae.